Malania oleifera is the source of this 715-nucleotide messenger RNA. RefSeq lists its product as uncharacterized. The coding region runs from base 163 to 645 and encodes 160 amino acids. Gene Ontology annotation, molecular function: protein binding. The transcript has 3 exons. The record is from RefSeq and is a predicted model, not a curated record. Lineage: Eukaryota; Viridiplantae; Streptophyta; Magnoliopsida; Santalales; Ximeniaceae.
AGAAACCUAUGAAUAAAUUGUUUUUUAAAAGAAAGGCAUAAAGGCAAAUUGGCAAAAGAAAAUCUCAUCCCAAACUUUCCUCUCUUGCUCUCUCCGUCUCUCAAUAAAAUAAGCACUUCCAAAGCCCCCCCCCCUCUCUCUCUCUCUCUCUCUCUCUGUUUUAUGGGAAAACCACUCCCCUCUUCUUCUUUUUCAACAAAACUUCAAGAGUUCGCGAGGCUUGUUUCAGCGGAGAAACUCGAAGGGGCGAAGCGCGAAGCGUCCGUAUUCAGAGCAACCGGGGUCUGCCCGCCGGAUACACCGAAAUCGAGAAGGGUCCGAGUGGACUCCGAGCGACCCAACUUGAAGAUGGAGAACUCGGCCGGGCAGACCCGGUUGCCGUUGUCGGAGGUGGUGUCGGACUGCGUGAGGCGAUGGUUUCAGGAUACCCUUAAGGAGGCCAAAGCCGGCGAUAGCGCCAUGCAGGUUUUGGUGGGUCAGAUGUAUUCCAGUGGUUAUGGCAUCCCCAGAGACCCUCAAAAGGGUCGAGCUUGGAUGACCAGAGCUUCAAAGAGUCGAUCUUCGGUUUGGAAAGUUAGUGAUAAGCAUCCAGGGUACAAUGCGAGUGAUUCUGAUUCGGAUGAGUUGAAGGUUGAUGCAAAAUGAGAUGUCAAAGCACAUUGUUGUUGAAAGUAACAGUGAAAAGUGAGUAAAUCUCUCCCCCCCUCCCCCCGGC